CACUGAUUGGCAGCACUGAUAGGUGGCACUGAUUGGCAUUGAUAGGUGGCACUGACUGGCACUGAUGGGUGACACUGAAAGGCAGCUCAGAUGGGCACUGAUAUGUGGCAUUGAUGUCCACUGGUGUGCACUGAUAUGUGGCACUGAUGGGCACUGGCACGAGGCACUGAUAAUCACUGACAUAAGGCACUGGUGGACACUGACAGGUGGCACUGCUGGGGCUACACUGAUACUGAUUAUCGGGGUGCACUGAUCAUCAGUGCCCUGAUGAUCAGUGAGAGAAAUGCUGAUAACCGGCAUUUCCCUGUUUACAUGUGAUCAGCUGUGAUUGGA
Staurois parvus is the source of this 333-nucleotide messenger RNA. Lineage: Eukaryota; Metazoa; Chordata; Amphibia; Anura; Ranidae. The record is from the annotation of a GenBank genome assembly.